GGACCACAAACAGGUGAGAACUUACUUUUUUGUUAAAAUGGAGAGUUUCAAACUCCUGAGAGUUCAUAAUACACUCUUUGGAGUGAUCUCAAAAAUAUAAUAAGGCCAGAGGAAAUAUUUCGCCUUAAAAAUACUAUCGUUGUUACUUUUGAUGAAUUAACUCAUUUCUAAAGAUGAACAAAAAGUUUUCUAUUGGAUCGAGCAUCAGAAGAAGACUCAAGAAAAAUUUUAACAAAUCGAACGACUGCGAAUCUGAUGAUUCUGAGCCACUACCUCCUAAAGAUGAUGGGAGGACACAUGUGAAUUGGGCCAAAGAUCUUGAAAGGAUUUAUGACUUUGAGGAAUCCAAAAAGACAAUUGUCACUAAAAAUUCUCUUAAAGCUGAGUCUUGAAAAUCCAUUCUUAAAAUUAAGGUUUGUGAUCCUUGUGAGUCUGAAGAGACUGAGUGAUCUAGUGAAGAUAGUUCAACUGGGGAAACUUGAGAACACAGAUACUCCACAGAUACAAAUCGCUCUCCUUCAAAGGCAAAGAAGAAGACUUCAGUAGACAUACACAAAAAGAAGGAACUAUCAUCUUACACAUACUCUAACAAAAAGUUCCUAUCAGAAAUCCUUGCCACUAAAGGGCGAAGACUCUCAAGUUCUUCUUUAUGUAAAAGUAAAAGAAAUGAAUAAAGAGUUGACCAAGCUAGCUUUAUGAAUUGUUUAAACCUAAUUAUGU
Messenger RNA from Moneuplotes crassus, 720 nucleotides. Lineage: Eukaryota; Ciliophora; Spirotrichea; Euplotida; Euplotidae. The record is from the annotation of a GenBank genome assembly.